AGGGGAGAUAAUUUGACAUUUCUCUCACAUGUGAUGUUUUGAUGCAGGGAAGAUGGACUUUGGUGCUCAUUUAGAAUUUUGCCGGGAAAAUGCCUCAAUAUUGAUAGCUUUAACUUUUAUUAUAUUAUACAUCUGUUAUUACUAUCUCUUUGUUGUCAAGAAACCACAGAUUGCUUGUAAGGACCAAAAGUUUAAAAGUUUCCUUUUAGAACACUGUCCGGUGUUGAGUAACAAAUUCAAACCAACAAUUUGGUGUUUUGAAUCCAGAGCUCAAACAAUUCUGAGGUCAUUUAUUCCGACCUCUAUCAGGAUUACAUAUGAUGCAGAAAUAAUAACUUUAUCAGAUGGAGGCCAGAUUAUUUUAGACUGGUACGAGAAUGAAAAUCCCAUGUUCCCUGACAAAGAAACCAGACCAACUAUAUUACUGCUUCCUGGUUUAACUGGUGACAGUAGUUGUAGUUACAUCCUCCAUCUUGUAUCUGAAGCAGCACAGCAUGGAUACAGAUCUGUUGUGUUUAAUCAGAGAGGAAAUGGAGGAGCAAAGCUAAAGACUCCACGGACAUAUUGUGCAGCUAACACGGAAGAUUUAGCACAUGUUGUCAAUAUAAUCAAAGGGAGAUUACCCCAGGUACCAAUAAUUGGAGUUGGUGUUUCAUUAGGAGGAAUGCAGAUGCUUAAUUAUCUGGCUAGGUCGGGUGACAAGAGUCAGUUGGAGGCUGGGAUGUGUAUCUCAGUGGCAUGGAAUGUCUUUGAGUCAGUCGAGUCACUAGAGAAACCAGGACUAAAUCUACACGUUAUCAACAGACAACUGUCAAAAACAUUAGUACAAAUGGUUCAAAGCAAUAUGGAAGUGUUUGAAAAUCAUUUUGACAACUUGGAUCAUAUAUUGAAGUCCUCCACCAUUCGUGAGUUUGACGAAAGAUUUACAUCUAAGAUUUUUGGUUAUGAUACAUGGCAGGACUACUAUAAAGAAGCAUGCUUACAUGAUAAAAUACAUGCUCUUAAAGUACCAGUGUUAGUGUUAAAUGCAGCUGAUGAUCCCUUCUCUCCCCAUCAUGCAAUUCCAGUGAAAGAAGCAGAAGAGAAUGAAAACAUUGCUAUAGUAGUAACAUCACAUGGCGGCCAUAUUGGAUUUAUGGAAGGUUUUAUACCAAGGAACAGUACGUUUAUGGAUAAACUUUUCUCACAGUAUGUUAAAGCUGUGGUUACACAUGGUCCAACACAUUUGAAACAAGAGUAAACUGUUUCAUUAGAAUUCUGGAACGAAAUUUAUGCAGAAAGGAGUAAACAUGUUACAAUGGAUCACCAAUGUGUACAGAAUAAUCUGGAUAUAAUUUUCCAAAUGAAGGAGUAUCAAUAGAAUAUAAGUUAAAUAAAUGUCACUUUCUGACAAGAACAGCAUUGGUUCUAUGACAACUACCUUAUCUAGACUCACCUGAAACAGGAACUAACCAUAAAUAUUUUACAUUUGGCUCAUUCAAAGCAGACAUGACACUGGCGGCAUUGUUUUAGAAACCCGCUAGUCAAACACAUUUCAUCUUGCGGUUUUAAUACCUAGUUUUGUUGUUAUCUAUAACGAACAAAAUCAUUAAACUGUAAUUAGUCAUUAUUCUAAACAGAUUGAAAAUUAAUUAUUAAAACCUAGCCUUUGUUCCUACCCUGUACAAUGAAACUUGUCUUAAACUCUGUACAACAGAGACUUAGUGGAGUUUUUUUU
Molecule: messenger RNA, 1717 nt
Organism: Mytilus trossulus (common blue mussel)
Lineage: Eukaryota; Metazoa; Mollusca; Bivalvia; Mytilida; Mytilidae
Product: phospholipase ABHD3-like
Exons: 10
Coding region: 53-1240 (395 amino acids)
Biological process (GO): medium-chain fatty acid biosynthetic process; medium-chain fatty acid catabolic process
Molecular function (GO): monoacylglycerol lipase activity; acetylesterase activity
Source: RefSeq, a predicted model, not a curated record